CGGGUGACAUCUUCCUUUUUCCCUGUGCCUAAAUGUGAGAGGUAGCGAGUCGGCGAAGUCCUUGAUUUUAAUCCGACUUCAUCCUCGUUAAAGGCACCGCAAAACCGUCGUCAAGAUGACUGAACAGAUGACCCUAAGGGGGACCCUAAAGGGCCACAAUGGUUGGGUCACCCAGAUUGCGACUACUCCUCAAUUUCCCGAUAUGAUUCUGUCUGCGUCAAGAGACAAGACCAUCAUCAUGUGGAAGCUGACGCGUGAUGAGACCAACUACGGCGUCCCCCAGCGUGCUCUGCGUGGCCAUUCUCACUUUGUGAGCGAUGUGGUCAUCUCCUCGGAUGGGCAGUUUGCGCUGUCCGGGUCCUGGGACGGGACCCUGCGUCUGUGGGAUCUGACCACUGGCACAACCACCCGCCGAUUCGUCGGGCACACGAAGGAUGUCCUCAGCGUCGCCUUUUCUGCUGACAACCGCCAGAUCGUAUCUGGAUCUAGGGACAAGACCAUCAAGCUGUGGAACACCCUGGGGGUCUGCAAGUACACCAUCCAGGACGAGAGUCAUUCUGAGUGGGUCUCCUGCGUGCGUUUCUCUCCCAACAGUAGCAACCCCAUCAUUGUCUCCUGCGGCUGGGACAAGCUGGUGAAGGUGUGGAACCUGGCCAACUGCAAGCUGAAGACUAACCACAUUGGCCACACUGGGUACCUGAACACCGUCACCGUCUCCCCCGAUGGCUCCUUGUGUGCCUCUGGUGGCAAGGACGGUCAGGCCAUGCUGUGGGACCUGAACGAGGGGAAGCACCUGUACACCCUGGAUAGUGGAGAUAUCAUCAACGCUUUGUGCUUCAGCCCCAACCGCUACUGGCUGUGCGCUGCCACUGGCCCCAGCAUCAAGAUCUGGGACCUGGAGGGCAAGAUCAUCGUUGAUGAGCUGAGGCAGGAGGUGAUCAGCACUAACAGCAAAGCCGAGCCGCCCCAGUGCACAUCCCUGGCCUGGUCUGCUGAUGGACAGACCCUGUUUGCUGGUUACACAGACAACCUGAUCAGAGUGUGGCAAGUCACCAUUGGAACCCGAUAAACUUUUUUUACUGAAAAAGAAAAGGGCCUCUGACUUGUCAAACCUGAAUAAAGGAAACAUGUGAAGCUUCA
Messenger RNA from Brienomyrus brachyistius, 1140 nucleotides. RefSeq names its product receptor for activated C kinase 1 (gene rack1). The transcript has 8 exons. Gene Ontology annotation, biological process: rescue of stalled cytosolic ribosome; positive regulation of protein phosphorylation. Gene Ontology annotation, molecular function: translation regulator activity; ribosome binding; protein kinase C binding. Bases 116 to 1069 code for a protein of 317 amino acids. The record is from RefSeq and is a predicted model, not a curated record. NCBI's taxonomy places the organism in Eukaryota, Metazoa, Chordata, Actinopteri, Osteoglossiformes, Mormyridae. Gene Ontology annotation, cellular component: cytosol; nucleus.